ACACUGCUCCCGUAACCCUCGGUCCUUUGCCGUCUCUCUCCCGUCCCCCUUUGCGGCGGCGCAUCGCCAUCGAUCCAGGCCGCCGCUCGCCUCAUCCCGCCUUCCUCCGUAGCCAGCGGCGGCGCACUUCGGCAGGUCCCUCCCAUCUCGCCUCCUCCCGCAUCCCCCGUGCUGCUCGACUCCCGCCUCAUCCGCAUUACCCCGUGGCGGUGCGAAGGACAAAGGGUGACCACGAGUCCACGACAGGGCGGCUCGACUCCCGACCAGCAACCCGGUUUGCUAGAAAAGAAAGCAAGGGGCGGCGGCCACAGCAACAAAGCAGUACCUCGUCAUCAACGGAUCCUUCUCUUCAAUAUCAAUCCCAAGGUCUGUUUCGAGAAAUAAGGUUAAGUGAGCUUUAACUGAAAAACAAAUGGUGGAUAUCCCCGUCAAAGCUGGAAAGAAGAAGCAGAGGCGAACAAUGGUGUUACCGAAGACUUCAUUGCUUGAUUUGACUGUUACCAAAAGAGGUGCUCUGGCUUGCACAUUGUAUGAAUCCUAUAUCCUGGGAAAAGAAGUUGUCCAAACUGUCACUGUAGCAGGUUCUACAUCUAAUCAUUCUGAACUCCACAUGCAAUCAGCGCUUGCCAAAGGAGUUAUCAACUCAGUCUUGUUGUUUUACUCAUCAACGCACUUUGCUGGGUGGAGUUUCUGUGGGAAGCUCAAACCAUCAGAUUUCUUUGUCACGCCUUUGGGUUACUUCAAAGUCUUGGCCUCGAAGCUUCAAAAGUUGAAACCCAAGAAUGAAAGGAGGGUUCGGAAAGAUUACCGUGUAGUCUUCCGAAUGCUGAAGUCUCUUUUCUGCAGAGCAUUGCAUCUGCCAAAGGAAGUUCGACACCUGUUGAAGCUUUUGAGAGAAUUCAGACAGAAAGAUUGUUUAAUUGUGAACAAUCAUCCGUCUGGUAUGAGUGAGCAGGAGAAAUUAUCCCUUCUUGUGAGAUGUUGCCAGGAAUUAGAGCACCUCGAAAAGGAAUAUCCUGAAAAGUACAUGCAAGUAAUAACCGGGCUGCCAUUCUGUAAACCCCACUGGAAGAUAAGAGUCAGUAAAAAUCUAUACUUGGAUAAUGUGCUAGCUGAAACAAUUGACACCUACCCGGAUGAUGGGACAGGUGUUGUCGAGUUUGUAUGGAAUUCAUUGGAGUACUUGGGCACACAGCAAUCUGCCAAUUUGACGACGGGCCAGACAAGAAAAAGGAAGAACUUUGAGGAUGAGCAAGUGGAGCGCACGCUGGGGAAAGCCCUGCCUGGGUUACUUUGUGAACUUAUGAAGCUACUCAAUGAUGUGGGAGAACUUCAGAAAAUCCUUGGGGUGUCGCGUCCUAGGCUUGGUGGUUGCUGUAGAACAGAUCACUGGUAAGCCUUGGAGGUUGCUGCAGAACAGAUCACUGGACCUCUUGAAGACACCGAUGAUAAUUACUCGUACGCAGCCUUCUCUCUCUCGGACACACCUGAACUCGUGUGUGUGAAAAUAUUUUUCAAAAUUCGUAGUAAGACAAAAAAAAUCCUCCAAAGUUCUUGCAGGCAUAUUUGGAUGUUCUUUGCCAUUAAAAAAAGCCUCAAAAGCCAUUGCGAUUUUCAUGUUUUGCAUAGAUAACAACCACAAAGGUUGCAAAAACAGGUUCAGUGCCUGGUAGAAAUUGAGACCAAACAGGUUCAUGUUUUGCAGUGGCGUCAAAGUUUUUUUUUUUGCAUGAUUAGUGAAGCUGACGCGCCAAAAACAUGGUGUUUUUCUUUUCUAGGUAACUGAACAGUCAACACAUCACUCUUCUCUUUAAUUACCCAACCCCCAAUGAGCUAAGUGCAUGUAGAAAUUAAGAAGACUAUGUAUAGAAUGCUAUUGUUCUUGAUUACCGUGUGAUGAGAGAAAAUACUUUAAAGUGCAUUAAGAAGAUAGAAGUACUCUCUUUUGUGGACAAAUUUUAAACCCAAACGUACUCUCUUCACCGGACGGAGGGAGUAUAGCUUAUUUUAGAAGCUCCACUAAAAAAAAGCUUAUUUUAGAAGCCAACUUCAUUGAUUAAGGCUUUUAACUAGUUCACUCUUUUUUUGUUUCGGUGAAAAGAGUUUUAUUCCAUAGGUAUGGAGUUACAGCCGAGAGGCAUCCUCAAUACAUGGUGGUCCUUGGUGCAACCAUACAGCGGCGGUGCACUCGGUUCGACUAUAAUUUACCACGGCGACUCUAUUUUGUUCCCCAUUAAGCUUUUGCGGAAUAAACUAGUUAACUCUUAAUUGGUCUGAAAUCCUAAUAAAUAUUGAUC
This is a messenger RNA of Triticum aestivum (bread wheat), 2297 nucleotides long. RefSeq lists its product as uncharacterized. Lineage: Eukaryota; Viridiplantae; Streptophyta; Magnoliopsida; Poales; Poaceae. The transcript is spliced from 4 exons. The coding region runs from base 413 to 1396 and encodes 327 amino acids. The record is from RefSeq and is a predicted model, not a curated record.